CCGGCCGUCGAAGUCAUGAAGGAUCAGCCGCAACAGCCGAUGGCCCCAAUGGCGUUCUAUCCCACCUGGCAAGCAGACCCGUCUCAGGGCUGGCAAAAUCAGUUCAUCCAACAGAUUCCACAGAACACUCCCGCUAUCACACCACUGAACUCGCUCGAGUUCCAGCCACAGGGAUACGCUGCAUACCAACCGAACGGUUACGUCCAGACAGCCGGUAUCGGGUUCGAUCCGAACUAUGGCCGCACGUACGCUGCACCACCGGCGGUACAGCGCUACGACUUCCAGGCCAACCAGAUCGCCCCGAUCAAUCAGGUGUCACUGCAGAGCGUCAGCUUCGCACCCACCGUCACGUACGCCGGCCAGGUGUCGACCGGGCCCGCCACGAUCGUGUCCGGCCACGCCGGCAACAAUCCGCACGACCAGUUCAAUCUGCAGCUCGGUGGCAGCAAGCAACAGCAGCAGCAAUCGACGGCGACGGCUUCGGCAACGUCGGGAAACGACAUGCCUGGAUAUCCACGGGUGAACAGCGUACCGCCGCGCUCACUCAAUUGUAAUGGGUAUUCAGGCCAGCAAGAUUACGGCGGUCUGCAGACGUCGACGACGACAACCACCACCACGGCAGCGAGCGCGAACGGCAACAGCACGUCCUCCGCUAGCGCGUCAUCGUCCCCGUCUGCUGCAUCCACGGUUGCGGCCGCUACGAACGCCGGGAACGGCGGCAGUAGCAGCAACAGCACCACCACCACCAACAACAACGGCAGUGCGGGCUCCACGUCCUCCAUGCACCCACCGCAGGGUGUGCCACAGUCACCGAACCGGCAACCACCGCGCCCGAACUCGAACCAGCAGCUGUACGCCCAGCAGUCACCGAACCCAUACAACGGGGGCAGCUCGGGCGGGGGCAGUUUGCAGCAGUCGCCGAGCCACAACGGCAACAACACACCGGUCGGGUACGGUAGCGGCGGCGGACAGAGCGGUAUGCACACACCCUCGCCGAUGCAGCAGGGUACACCAACCGACAAUCAGCAUCAGCAAUCGCCCAGCCAUAUGCAGAGUGACUGGGGAUGGACCCAGCAGCAGCAGCAGCAGCAAUCGCAACAGCCCGGUGCGGAUCUGUUCAACCAGUCCGAUCGCGUGAACUUAAACUCGCGGCUCAAGACGAUGAUCAUGAGCAAGGGCGACCAGAAGGAUGCGCUUCUGUCGGCCGGCGGUCAAUCGCACAUGGGUGCCCACCUAGGGCUGCAGCAGCAGCAGCAACAGACCGGCUCGCAGCAAUCGACCGGUCAUUUUUUAUCGUAUAGCCACCAUCUCCGAGACAGCCUAACGCCGACACAUCUGGGUGGCCCCGGUCCGGGUACGCCCGGGCAGCAGUCGGCGUCGGGGGCCGCUAGCGGUGGCCCCGGCAUGAUGGCCGGUGGCACCGGCAGCGGCAGCAGUAACAGCAGUACAGCGAACGAAGGUACUACUAUCGGAGAUGGUGGCGGCAGCGGACUGAUCAACAGUAUCGGCAGCAUUGUUGAUCCGAGUUGGAAGCACCCGCAGGCGGGCGGUGCGGGAAGCAAUAGCAAUGGUAGCGGCGCAAACAACGGUAGUGGCAGUCACGGCAGUACGGCGUCGGUGGCGGGCGGCAUGAAAUCGCCCACGCUCACCGACCACCAUCACCAUCAUCAGCUACAGCAGCACGAUCAUCUGCUCGCCGGUGAUCUGCACCACGGUGCGAAGCAUUCGGUUUUUGAGCAGAAGCAGCAACUAAUCGACAAGAAUAAUACCGACCCCGGUGGCGGGGGCGGCGGUGGCGGCAUUGGGUCACCGACGGGGGGCGAGAUGAAGGGCAAGAUGGGAAAGUCCGGUGGAUCUUCCUCGUCGUCAUCGUCCGGUUCACCAUCGGCCGGCUCACCGUCGUCCAAGGCGAAAGGAAAGGGAGGCGACAAACACGGCAAAUCUAAGCACGGUGGACACGGCCAUCACGGCCAGCAGCAACACCCGGGACAGCAGCAUCAUCUCGAUCACCUCGGACAGGGGAUUGUGGACACGAAAUCUUCCAGCUAUUCGAGCAGCAGCUCCAACUUUAUGAUGCAUCACGAUCAGCAGCUGCUCCAGCAGCAGCAGAACUACUCGAACAUGAACCAAACAUAUCCCGGCAGCGGCGGUGGCUCAACAACGCCGAACGGAAGUCAGACUUCCGGCUCGCUGCUCGGUUACUCACCGGCCGGUGCAUCCACCAUGAUGGUGGACAGCAAGCUGAUAGACGACAAGAGUCCACUGAACCGCUUCCGACACGAUUCCCUGUCGAGCGGGUUCAAUCCGCAUCUGCAGACGGGUGGAGCCGGCACCACCGGUGCGUUCCACCAUCCGGGUGGAACGGCGGGUCAGACGAGUGCGUCCGGGUACAAUCUGAUGAGCGUCAAGAAGGAGCCCGGCCUGCUGGACGAUGGCCAGUCGACGUUGCCGAAGUUUGAUGGUGGAUACGAGAAGAACUAUCAGAACUUCAUCCGGUACGGCGACUACUGCGACAACACGCAGUCGGCCGCGUCGCAGGCAUCGGUACAGGCCGGCGGCACAUCGGUGAAGGGUGCGUCCGCGGACUACAACAGUUACUACUCGCCGUACGGAAGCUACUCGAGCUACUCCACCCAGAACUACCCGAACUAUCACAACCAGCAGACGGUCGGCGGUGGUUUCGGUAGCGGUUCGGCCAGUAACAGCAACAGCAACAGCAGUCUUCCACCAGCGCAAACACCCGAAGGGAAUGCGUUGCUCUCGCUGCCGGCCAUCUCGACCCCGGUCGCACACCAGACCAACUUCGAGCAGCAGAUCCCGGCGCACACGUACCCGAUACCGAAGAACAACAGUCUGCUGCCGGCAUCCGAUCCGGUCUCGAUCAAGCUGGAAGCGGACGAUUCCGCGUACGGCAGCAUGGGCAACAGCUCCGCGAAUCUGGGCUCGGACCCGGGCAGCGAUCCGGGCGUUGGCAAUCAGUCGUCCGGCGCGGGCGGUGCGUUGGCGGAGAUCGACGUUGCGCCCGGCAAUCAGUCCGGAGCGACGGCCGCGUCCGGUACGACGGCGGGUGGUGGAACAACAACGACCACCACCACAACCACCACCACCACCGGCACGAAAUCGAAAUCGAAAAAGGGCGAAAAGAAGGACAAGUCGAAAGAUAGUCACGGCGACGGGGCGGACGGUAAGGCGGAAGGUGCACCGACCGGUGGCGGCAAAAGCAAGAGCAAGAAGGAGUCGAAAAACGUCAAGAAGGAACCGGUCGAUCCGGCCCAGAAGGCGGACGACGAUAAGCUGGAGAAAUCGCACAAACCGGAAGCGCCCGAUUGUGAUUGCUUCAGCUCCGGCACGGAUAAGGCACCGUCCGAACCGGGCAGCUACUAUACGCAUCUUGGCUGCGCAGCUACGCUUGAAGAUCUGCGACGCGAGACGGAACUUCGCGUUGGGCUGACCGGCAAACAGCUCCGAAUCGAGAAGGUAGUCUACACCGGCAAGGAGGGCAAAUCGAGCCAGGGCUGCCCGAUUGCGAAGUGGGUCAUCCGGCGUGUCGACCCGGAGGAGAAGCUCCUGUUUGUGGUGAAGCGCCGGCAAGGGCAUCGGUGUAAGGCAUCCUUCAUUGUGAUCUGCAUUGUGGUGUGGGAUGGCAUACCGAACCACGAGGCGGACAGCGUCUACCGGAUGCUGGCGGUGAAGCUGAACAAAUUCGGUCUCCCGACCGUGCGUCGCUGCGCCACCAACGAAAAUCGUACAUGCGCCUGUCAAGGUACGAACGGGCUCGAUCCGGAACUGUGCGGCGUCUCGUACAGCUUCGGGUGCAGCUGGUCCAUGUACUACAACGGGUGCAAGUACGCCCGCUCGAAGACGGUGCGCAAGUUCCGGCUGUCGGUGAAGAACGAGGAGGCCGAGAUUGAGGAGCGCAUGAACGUGCUGGCGACGAUGUUGAGCCCGCUGUACGUGACGGUCGCGCCCCAGGCCUUCCAGAAUCAGGUGCAGUACGAGCGGGAGGCACCCGACUGUCGGUUGGGCCUGAAACCGGGCAAACCAUUCUCAGGUGUGACGUGUUGUUUGGACUUUUGUGCCCAUACGCACCGUGAUCUGCACAACAUGCAGGACGGCUGCACCGUGCAGGUGACCCUGCUGAAGCCACUACCACCGGGCGUGAAGCCGGACGACGAACAGCUGCACGUGCUGCCGCUCUACACGAUGGACACGACGGACGAGUUUGACAGCGAGGAGGGCCAGAAGAAGAAGCACGAAACCGGCGCCGUGCAGGUGCUGGAGAAAUUCCAAACGGAGGUACGCGUUCGCUCGACACCGCUGCAGCCCUGUCGGAGACACGGCAAGAAGCGCGGCAAUGGAAAGGAUGAAAAGCUCGGCAAGGACGGGUCGGAUGGUGCGGCACCGGAUACACCGCCGCCACCACCACCCCCGACGAAGAAGGAAAGCAAAUCGAAGAGCAAAAAGUCAUCGGCAGCCUCGACCGCAUCGAACAGCGGCGGUACGGCGGCUAACAGUGUCGCGUCGCCGGGUGCCGGCGGCAGUGGUUCCGCCGGCGCGGGUGGUUCGUCGGGGUCGGGAUCUCCGCGAGCCCAUACGCCCGGCAGUCAGAAGUCGACGGGCAGUGGGAAAGGUUCGAGCAAUGCCACGCUCGAUCCGGUCACGGGCGUACUGACGGAGAAGCACAGUUCGCCGCUGCACGGACAGGGUGGCGCGAUCGGGGGCGGUGUCGCGGGCGGAUUGGUAGCGGGUGGUAAUGGUGGUUCCGGCAGCAGUGCAUUCACCGCACCGAACACGAUCAACUCGCCGAACUCGGUGGCGAACAACAACACGAACAGUACGCUCAUCGAUAUGGCGUCGAUGAUUGACAACUUCACGGACGCACAGCUGCAGUCGAAUCAGAUCUCGAGCACGGUGCUGGAUUCGCCGUACAGCUACGACUACAACACCGGCCAGUACAUCGACAACCGGCAGUAUUACAACAAUUGGCCCACGGAUUACUACGGCAACCGGGGCGACCCGAGCAAGCUGGCGGGGUUGGGUCGGAACGAGGAGAUCCCGGACACGACCACGCGUCCCGGCAGCAACAGCAGCAACUCGGCCUUCAGUCCGAGCAUUCCGGAUCCCACGAAAACACCCACCCCGAUCCACAUGGAUGAUUACGGCAGUACGAAGCUGAACCAGGGCCAGGUGCAUCACCACCAUCACCAGCUGCAACAGCAGCAGCAGCAGCAACAGCAGCAGCAGCAACAGCACCAACAGCAGCACCAACAGCAGCAUCAGCAGCACCAGCAACAGGCACAGCAGCAGACGCAGAACACGUACCACACGCUGCAGCAACCCGAGCAGGGUUUCGUGAAGCCGAAGCCACCGGAUUACAAUCCGACCGCCGGGUACGGUUACCACCAUCCGAAUACCCCGAUGGGUUACGGCUACCACCAUCACCACCAUCCGCCGUACCAUCACACGCCGUACGAUCCGUACCAGAACUACAACUACGGCUAUCCGCCCCAAAGCUACCACCAUCAUCACCACACGACAUAUCACAACAUGUAUCCGGCAGCGGCGGCCGCAGCAGCCGCCGCCCAAACGCAACUCCCCGGCACGGGUCCGGCCCCACCACCGCCACCCACCGCGGUCAUACCCGCACCGCCACCGCCCUCCAACUGGAACCUGUACCCACCGCACCUCGGUACCGGGCCAACCACCGCCCAACUGCACGUCGCGGCCGCAGCGGCCGGCGCCCUCGGCAAGCAGUCCGAGCUGGGUGCGGUGGGCGGUGGAGCGGGCGGGCUAAUGGCCCAAUCGGUGGUUGCGCCGCAGGCGCCGGCCCCGCCACCGCCGGCCCCGCUACCACCCAAAGAAACGCUCGGCGAGGUGACGGAAACGAACGAGAACCUGGACUGCUUCGAGGAUCCGCAGAUGGGCGGUGUGGCGAUAGCGUUACCGCACGGUAGCGUCAUCAUCGAGUGCGCCAAGCUCGAGAUGCAUUCGACGACGGCGGUGAAGAAACCGAACCGGCUGAACCCGACGCGCAUGACGCUGAUCUUCUACCAGCAUCGGAACCUGAACCGGCCGAAGCACGGUAUCGCCGAAUGGGCGGAAAAGAUGCGGCUCAAGAAGCUCGGCAUACCGACGAACGAUCCGCUGGACGACAAGGAUAUGCUGCUGGAGGACGACAUCAAGGCGGAACCGCUCGACGAGCUGCACCAUAUGCGUCAUAUGGGUGAUGAACAUGACAUGAUGGACGUAGAGUAUCCGGGUGUCUAGUGGUGAGAGAAGGAUCUGCCAUCGAGGCCAACGACACUGGAUGAGCAGAUCGGAUCACAAGACGUCACAC
Molecule: messenger RNA, 6337 nt
Organism: Anopheles marshallii
Lineage: Eukaryota; Metazoa; Arthropoda; Insecta; Diptera; Culicidae
Gene: Tet
Product: methylcytosine dioxygenase TET
Exons: 9
Coding region: 16-6267 (2083 amino acids)
Biological process (GO): positive regulation of transcription by RNA polymerase II; oxidative demethylation
Cellular component (GO): nucleus
Molecular function (GO): DNA 5-methylcytosine dioxygenase activity
Source: RefSeq, a predicted model, not a curated record